CCAGCAGAGAUCAGAUUCUCUCGACAGAGACCUCUACAGCACACAGAUCCAGUUAUGGCUCCUACAAUCACUGCAGCAAUGACCAACUCUCAGGAGCACCUCACUCUGACUCGCAAACUCAGAAAGCCUCAGGUGGAGAAGUUACGCAGAGAGCAAAUCAGCAGCAGCAUUGAGCAGCUCAAGUCUCUCCUGGGUCCAGAGUUUCUCAAACAGGAGCCAGACUCCAAGCUGGAGAAAGCAGACAUCCUGGAGAUGACAGUUUGUGUCCUGAGACGACUGCAGCAGCAGCAGCAGCAGAAGCAUGCUGACUUCUCUCCUCUGAGCUCCACAGUCCAGACCAGCAACACCAAAGAGAAGAGUCCAGUCGACAGCGCCCCCUGGAGGCCGUGGUAG
This is a messenger RNA of Notolabrus celidotus (New Zealand spotty), 393 nucleotides long. Its product is annotated as transcription factor HES-5-like. The record is from RefSeq and is a predicted model, not a curated record. Gene Ontology annotation, cellular component: nucleus. Gene Ontology annotation, molecular function: protein dimerization activity; RNA polymerase II cis-regulatory region sequence-specific DNA binding; DNA-binding transcription factor activity, RNA polymerase II-specific. The transcript is spliced from 2 exons. The coding region runs from base 55 to 393 and encodes 112 amino acids. Lineage: Eukaryota; Metazoa; Chordata; Actinopteri; Labriformes; Labridae. Gene Ontology annotation, biological process: regulation of transcription by RNA polymerase II; regulation of neurogenesis; anterior/posterior pattern specification.